UCUUCGCCGACCAGAAAAUUUCCGAGAUUAUCCGUCGUCUAAUUCAAAACGAAAAUUACUGUACAUAGUUUAUGGCAAAUGGUUAUGUAAACCACCAAGAACUAUUUCUACUUUUAUUUGGAUAACAGAGAAGGCAAUGUCUGCGUUGCAAGAAAAACUGGAAAACACUAUUACAGAGUACAAACUUUUACGACAAGGUGCUGGUUUCGGUACAACUCGACAUAAAGAUGAUCUAUGUGCAAAAUCCGUCGCUUUCAUUGUAUAUGGAUUGUUAUCGGAAAUUGAGACAAUGUAUUCUUUGUUGAUAAGAAAAGGAACCUCGUUACCUCGUGUCUAUAAUAAAAUCGGAAGAUUGGUAUUCACAUCAAGCAGCGGAAAGAUUUUGAAAGAUGAAGAUAUAGUCUCUAAGUUUUCGAAUUCGAGCAUCGACAAGGGUCAGCAAAUUUCUGAAAUUAUCCGUCAUUUAAUUCAAAACGAGAAUUACAUAGUUUACGGCAAAUGGUUAUGUAAACCACGAGAGAAUAAAACAGAAAAAUGCGAACCCAUCGAAAAACUAUUUAGUCAAGAUAAGCUCAAAAAAUACCAAGUUCAACCUCCAAGAAAGCUUUACAAUGAAUUUAACAAAACUUGCAAAAAAUGUCACGAACAAAGAUUUAUUUCUAGCUUUCGUCUUUAUACACAACGAGCCGUAAAAAAAGAAGAAACGUGUAAAGUAGAAAUCUUUUUGCAUCUAGAAUGGAAUAAACAUUAUAAAGUAUUUGGAUCUUGGAAAUGUCCGAAUUGCGAGAAAAGAUGGACAAGCGCGCAUACUUGGAUUUCUCUUCAAAAAUAUAUCGAUGACUCCAAGGAAUUAAAGAAGGAUGAUUAUUACAUGCAAAAAUGUAGCGGUAAACAAUGUCGUAAUCUUAAUACGAGUAUCAUCACCAAUUUCGAACCUUUAAAAAGAUCGGAUUUUGUUGAUAAAAAUCCUCAUAGAGAAGAUUUAUGUGCAAAAUGCAUUGCGGGCCAUUGGUGUGUAAAAGGAUGA
Ambispora leptoticha is the source of this 1027-nucleotide messenger RNA. Lineage: Eukaryota; Fungi; Glomeromycota; Glomeromycetes; Archaeosporales; Ambisporaceae. The record is from the annotation of a GenBank genome assembly.